AUGGCAUCCACGCAAGCAAUCGAUGUUCUCCUCGAAAAACUCUCAAAGGUGGCCAGUCAGAGCGCAGAGGCUCACAGCCAGGUGCUCGACGGCUUGCAAAGUCUCCAGCUGCAGCUCGAGGCACCGGAAGACUUCAAUCUCCGCUAUGUGAAUCUACAGCUCCAGCGAAUAGGGGCGCAGCUUGGCCAAGAUCUAAAUGUGUUCCAGACCCUGGCGGAAAGCGAGCGGCCUCUGACAGUGGACGAACUGUCCAGCGAAUCUAGUGCCGAGCCCCCUUUGCUGCUUGGCCAGAUCCGAGAAACGAGCCUGGACACCUAUGCUGCAAGCAACGCCACCAAAACAUUGGCUCAGCCCAAAUACCGUGGUUUUGUUUAUCAUAAUUUUCACACCGUUGGUAACAUAACACAAGCCUUCCCCGACGCCCUCGCCGAGGCAAACUUCCGCGACGUAGAACAAGUAGCAGAAACAGCCUUCAAGAAGGCCUUCUCAACCGACGUGAGCGGCUUCGAGUGGCUCCGUGCGCAGCCAAGGCAUUGGGAGGCACUACAGCAGGCCAUGUCCGUCGCGCCGCAGGCACGGGUGCCGUGGUACUCCGUGUUCCCCUUCGAGGCCGAGCUGGGCGCCGCCUCUCCCGAUGUCCCCGCGCUCGUCGACAUCGGCGGCGGCUUCGGCCACCAGUGCGCAGCGCUCGCGGCCGCCUUCCCAGCCCUGCGCGGCCGGCUCGUCCUGCAGGAUAUGCCGCAGACGCUGGCCAUCGCGCCGCCGCUGGACGGCGUCCGCGCCAUGGAGCACGACUUUUUCAAGCCGCAGCCUGUCAGGGGCGUCCGCUUCUACUACCUGCGCAACGUGCUCCACGACUGGCCACACGACAAGGCCGUGGCUAUCCUCUCGCGGGUGCGAGAGGCGCUUGGAACAGAAUCGCAGGUGUUGAUUGAUGAGAUUGUGGUCCCUAACUCCGGCGCACACUGGCAUGCUACGUGCAUGGAUCUCCUGAUGAUGACGGCGGUUGGGGCCCAGGAGCGCACUGUGGAUGAGUGGCAUGCUCUGCUGGAUGAUGCUGGGUUGCGCAUUGUUAAGAUUCAUAAUUAUCUUCCUCGCCAUGAGGACUCGAUUAUUCAGGCUGUUGCGAAAUAG
Messenger RNA from Diaporthe amygdali, 1134 nucleotides. RefSeq lists its product as uncharacterized. Gene Ontology annotation, molecular function: O-methyltransferase activity. Bases 1 to 1134 code for a protein of 377 amino acids. The record is from RefSeq and is a predicted model, not a curated record. NCBI's taxonomy places the organism in Eukaryota, Fungi, Ascomycota, Sordariomycetes, Diaporthales, Diaporthaceae. The transcript is spliced from 2 exons.